This is a messenger RNA of Phyllotreta striolata, 741 nucleotides long. The record is from the annotation of a GenBank genome assembly. NCBI's taxonomy places the organism in Eukaryota, Metazoa, Arthropoda, Insecta, Coleoptera, Chrysomelidae.
AUGAAGUCGAUUAUUCUACAGAUUCUCAUUUAUUACAACUUCUGUGCGGCGACUACACUAGAUUAUUCAGGCUAUCAACAUGCAGUAGACCACGCGGAUCACAAGAAACCCAUCAUUCCAAUUCUUAAGUACAUAACGGAACAAAGCCACGAGGGUUGGAAAUACAGCUACGAAUCUGGUAAUGGAAUUCACGCAGAAGAAGUCGGCUACAUCAAAAACAAAGGCGACGAGAAACACGAGUCGCUCGUGCAACAAGGCACCGUGACUUACCACGAUGAGCACGGCCAUCCCAUAACCCUUCACUACGUGGCGGACGAGCACGGGUUCCGGCCGCAGGGGGCGCAUUUGCCCACCCCGCCCCCCGUCCCUGAAGACAUACAGAAAGCCCUGCUGGAGCAGAAAGGGAGCGAUUCGGGGCAAAUCGAGGUGAACGAGGCGCAGGACGAGUCCGAUGGGAAGGACGAGUACGAGCAAACUCAAUCGUACGCCGAGACUCGAUUGCAUAGCAAACAGCAGGCUUACGAACCGGGGUCGGGCUAUGGACAUGGAGGUUACGAUGAUGGUUAUAGAAGGAGGAACAAUUAUGGAAACCAAUAUCAAAUUAGACGAUAUAUUGUUAAAAAUUAGUUCAGCACGAAUACUAUUAUUUUCUAUUUUAUUGUUGUAUUAAAUGGGUUCUAAUUUGUGCACGGGUCUCCAAUCACAAUUUACCGUUAAAUAGUAGUAUUUUGUGUAUAUUUA